GUAAAAAUGUGUCAAAAACUAGUAAAAAUACCUUCGCAAAUGGUUCCCACGUUUUCCUCUUCCCCUUCAAAUUCUCCAUUGCUUUCUUUCUCUCUCAUCUCUUUCCCCAGAAACCAUGCCUUUGACACACUUUUUGAAUCAAAUUCCCCAAUCGUGAAUUCAAUUUAGGUGUAAUCCAAUUGCAAUUGUUAAGAUAUGUGGAGUUGUUGAUUUCUUUCAAACUCCAUAUAUCUCUCAGAAAAUUUGAUUCAUUUUUAGAAUAAUUUUAAACCCGUGGGUGUAAUACGAUUGAAUGAUUUCAUGAUCCUUGAACAAGUUGAUGUUAAAAGUUUGCAUCUCUUUUAUUUUUUUUGAGAAUUGAUGGGAGGGUUAAGGGAUUUUGGUAGUGUAAUGCAUUAUUCCGAUUUUGGGUUUUGAAAGGAACCAAAAGCAUGGGGUGUUUUUCAUCAAAAGAAAAAAGAAGCUCAAGGAGACACGGAGCUGGAGGUCAAAGAGGGAGAGGCCCGAUUGUACCCAAUUCACCUCCUCGUGUAUCUCAGCCUCCGUCAGUGAACCAACGAAGGGUUGAAGCAGAAGCCAAGCCUGUUUCUCCCCAAAAGAGAACAAGCAAUGAAGUAGCUAACAACCAACCUCCGACCAAAUCAGCAGCUGGAAACAAUAAUAUUGCAGCUCAAACUUUCACUUUCCGGGAGUUGGCUGCUGUCACCAGGAACUUCCGGCAAGACUCCCUCAUUGGUGAAGGUGGAUUCGGCCGAGUUUACAAGGGAAAACUCGCUAAAACAGGCCAGGAAGUCGCCGUGAAGCAAUUGGAUCGCAACGGGUUGCAAGGAAACCGUGAAUUUCUAGUGGAGGUUUUGAUGUUGAGCCUUCUUCAUCAUCCGAAUUUAGUAAAUCUAAUAGGAUACUGUGCAGACGGCGAUCAAAGACUUCUAGUCUACGAAUAUAUGUCUGCGGGAUCGCUGGAAGAUCAUCUACUCGAUCUUCCGCGAGGGAAAGCGCCUCUUCCUUGGUACACGAGGAUGAAAAUCGCAUUAGACGCUGCAAAAGGUCUAGAAUAUUUGCACGACAAGGCUAACCCUCCCGUUAUCUACCGUGACUUGAAGUCUUCCAACAUCUUGCUUGAUCAAGACUUCAAUGCCAAGCUCUCGGAUUUUGGGCUAGCAAAACUUGGACCCGUUGGGGAUAAAACACAUGUGUCAUCACGAGUGAUGGGAACUUACGGAUACUGUGCGCCUGAGUAUCAACGAACAGGUCAAUUAACUGUCAAAUCUGAUGUCUAUAGUUUUGGAGUUGUUCUGUUGGAACUCAUCACCGGAAAAAGAGCCAUCGAUCCCACAAGGAAAAACGAACAACAAAAUCUUGUUUGUUGGGCGGAACCAAUUUUCACGGAUCCACAGAGGCUAAAGGAACUGGCGGAUCCAUUAUUGAAAGGAAACCAUCCGGCGAAAGGUUUCAACCAGGCAGUAGCCGUCGCAGGCAUGUGUGUCAACAACGACGCGUCGGUGCGCCCUUUGAUCAGCGACGUAGUCACUGCGCUUACUUUUCUCGGAGAGGGAAACGACGACAACAAAAUAGAACUAAUCGAUUCUCCAAGUCCAACCGAAGCAUCUCGACCUUCAUCUAAUAAAAUAAAAGCAUCCGCUAGUGAUCGGGAAAAAGCAGUAGCGGAAGCCAUGGAAUGGGGUACGAGUUCAAGACCAGGUGGUGGAAAGAAACCGAGGGCUUCAAGAUCAACGCGUUAGAUCUUCAAACAUAAAUUUCAGUUGUUUGAGUCGGUUUUUGAUUGUGAAUAUGUAUACUGAUUUAUUAACCAAAAAGGGAAACAUACUUUCAAAUCAAUUUUGUUAAAUUAAAAACGUCCACGAAAUAUUCAAAACGUACAUUUUAUUUGUGAAGAAUUGGGGAACCUGAGUUUCAGCUCUGUGCAGCAUUCAUAUGGAUGUGCCCAUAUUUUUGCAUGACCUUCUUAGUUGCAAGAGCUGCCGCCUCACUUGCACGAAAUGCUCCAGUCGCCAUGAUUGC
This is a messenger RNA of Lactuca saligna, 2022 nucleotides long. Lineage: Eukaryota; Viridiplantae; Streptophyta; Magnoliopsida; Asterales; Asteraceae. The record is from the annotation of a GenBank genome assembly.